UUCUAUUUUGAAGAAACUGUGCCACCUUUAAAUAUUUGAGAAAGGAAUUUCCUCUUCUAAAUUUUAAAGCUUUCAUGAAAGGUCAUGAACAUACAUUAGUGAAAACUCCUUCAAAAUCAUGUACAAAUAAUAAUGAAUGCAUUGGAUCACACAUAAAUCCCAAUAAUUCUACAAAAGCCUAUAACACUGAAUUUAUUGAACUAACCAGGAUUAUCUGGACAGGAAUUGGGACAGUUGGUUCAGUAAUUACAAUAUGCAGCAUGUUAACUGCUAUAUUGAUAUAUACAGUAUAUCCAUGUUUACGAAAUUUCAGAUUUAGAAUACAUCUUCAUUUAUUCUUCGCAUUACUACUGGAAUCUAUUGCACAGCUUAUAUUGUCUUAUCUUUUGUUAAGUAAAGUUAAUCAAAUAAAUGUGAAUAAUGUUGAAAAUGAAACAAUACAUCAACCAUUUUCAAGUUCAAAAGAGAUGAUGUACAGUUCCAAUUCACAAUCAACAUAUAUAAUUAUACAGAAUACUAUGAUAAUUAUCUGGGAAUUAUGUCAAACUUGUGUUUUCACAUGGACAUUUAUCGAAGGAAUUCAUAUACACGAAUUAAUUGUCGUUUCAGUAUUUCAACCGUCAGUGAAUAUGUAUCCUUUGAUGAUUGCAGCAUGGGUUGUACCUAUUUUCAUAACAGGACUGUGGCUAAGUGCAUGGCUAUAUACAAAUAAAAUAGACGUAAGCUGGUCAUUUUAUACAUUUCAUUCAACUUACUGGAUUUUGAAUAGUUUCAGAUUAAUUUUACUAUCGACGAAUAUGGCUUUCCUUUUCAAUGUAAUCCGAGUUCUUGUUCGAAGACUUCAGACAAACUAUGCACCGGAAAUUCUGAAAUUAAAAAAGGCUGUAAAAGCUGCUAUCCUUUUAAUGCCGUUAUUAGGAAUUACUAAUUUUAUUGUACUUUUACCAGAACCUAAACAUCCUUUGGGAUUUUUUAUUGUUUCUGGAAUACGCCGAGUGCUGCCAACGUGGCAAGGAUUUAUUAUAUCUAUGAUAUAUUAUUUUAUGAAUAAAGAUGUUCAGAAAUGCAUACACAUGUCAAUCCGAAGAUUCAAAUCAAAAUAUCAACUAGAACAUCAUCGUUUUACUUCAUCUUCUCUACCCAUAACAACUAUACCAACAACAAAUUCCACAUAA
Molecule: messenger RNA, 1175 nt
Organism: Schistosoma intercalatum
Lineage: Eukaryota; Metazoa; Platyhelminthes; Trematoda; Strigeidida; Schistosomatidae
Source: the annotation of a GenBank genome assembly